This is a messenger RNA of Purpureocillium lilacinum, 1653 nucleotides long. The record is from RefSeq and is a predicted model, not a curated record. Lineage: Eukaryota; Fungi; Ascomycota; Sordariomycetes; Hypocreales; Ophiocordycipitaceae.
AUGGAGACCCAGCAGCCCGCCUCCGCUGUCAACGGCCGCAACGGACACGCGAGCCCGACGGCCAACGGCGAGAAUGGCACCCCGCGCAAUGUCAACGCUGCCGUGCGUCUCGUCCUCCCCGGCGGCCGCACCCUGACCGUUGCCGAGAAAACCUCCAGCCAAGAAGAAGCAGCCCAGGAGUUCUGCGUGCUGCUUGAUAAUGCAUCCGGGAACAGGCUUGUUCCGCUCUACAACAUUCUCUGGGCCGGCGCCACGGGUCAUCAGCUCCAGAUAAGCUACGCGGCGCAGCCCUCCAAGACUUCCAUCAAGCUCGAGACGUGGACGUUUGACCUCGAUGCGUCGGACCAGCCGCCCGCUGAUGGGUCCACGCCCGACGAUUUCGCAUCUAGCCUCGUCUCCCAGGCUUAUGGCGAUGCCCAGCCACAGAAGCGGGCGUAUGUGCUCAUCAACCCCAACGCCGGGCCCGGAGGGGGCUUGCGCAAGUGGGAAAGACAUGCGAAGCCACUCUUUGAGGCGGCUCGGAUGCACAUCGACGACGUCGUGCUCUCCAAGGGAGGCGAGGCCGUUGGCCUGGUCGAAAAGGCCGACAUCGACAAGUACGACACCAUCGUGGCCUGUUCGGGCGACGGCACACCCCACGAAAUCUUCAACGGCUUAGCCAAGCGCCCCGACGCCAAGAGGGCACUUUCCAAGAUCGCCGUCAGUCACAUCCCCUGCGGCUCGGGCAACGCCAUGGCCUGCAACUUGUAUGGCUCCCACCGUCCCGCCCUCGCUGCCCUCGCCAUCAUCAAGGGGGUCGUGACGCCUCUCGACCUCGUGUCCAUUACCCAAGGCGAUCGACGCGUGAUAUCGUUUCUCUCCCAAUCCCUGGGCAUCAUCGCCGAGAGCGACUUGGGCACCGAGCACCUCCGGUGGAUGGGCAGCAAGCGUUUCGAUUUUGGCGUCAUCACGCGAGUCUUCCGCCGAAGGUGCUACCCGUGCGACCUGGCAGUCAAGGUUGAGGUGGAGCAAAAGGACGGCGUCAAGGAGCACUACAAGCGCCAUGCCAGCGACGCGAGCCUCCGGAAAGCGUUUCUGACGCCCAACGACCAGGACGGCGAGGGCGGGGGUGAGGGCGAGGGCCUACCACCUCUCAAGUACGGGACGGUCCAGGAUGCUCUGCCCGAAGGCUGGGAACUGGUGUCCUAUGACAAGAUUGGCAAUUUCUACUGCGGAAACGUGAGGGACCCGGACCUGUCUGCGCAGUCACGGCUCGCAUCCCCCAUGGCUAACAGGACGUCGCAGAUGGCCUAUAUGGCGCCGGAUCUCAACUUCUUCUCCGCAGCGGUCGCGUCGGACGGCUGCAUGGAUCUCGUGACGAUAAACGGCGAUCUUUCCCCGGUGACGGCAACCAAGACGCUCAUGUCGGUCGAGACGGGCAAGUUCUUUGACAGCCCGCACGUGGCGUACAAGAAGAUCUCGGCAUACCGCAUCAUUCCGCGGGACCAGGACGACGGAUACAUCAGUAUCGACGGCGAGCGGGUUCCAUUUGCUCCCUUCCAGGCCGAGGUGCAUCAGGGACUUGGCCGAGUGAUAUCGAAGCGCGGCGGCUACGAGGCACUUGGUCCGUCCAACUGGGACACUGUCACGGUGGCGGAGCGGCUGCACGCCUGA